This is a messenger RNA of Pseudocercospora fijiensis CIRAD86, 1965 nucleotides long. RefSeq lists its product as uncharacterized. The record is from RefSeq and is a predicted model, not a curated record. Gene Ontology annotation, biological process: methionyl-tRNA aminoacylation. Gene Ontology annotation, molecular function: methionine-tRNA ligase activity; ATP binding. Gene Ontology annotation, cellular component: aminoacyl-tRNA synthetase multienzyme complex; cytosol. Bases 1 to 1965 code for a protein of 654 amino acids. The transcript has a single exon. Lineage: Eukaryota; Fungi; Ascomycota; Dothideomycetes; Mycosphaerellales; Mycosphaerellaceae.
AUGGCUACGAACGGCGUGAAGCAGGAGAUCCUCCCCGAGGAGGGCAAGAAGAACGUACUCAUCACCUCUGCUCUGCCAUAUGUCAACAACGUGCCUCAUCUGGGCAACAUCAUCGGCUCAGUGCUGAGCGCAGAUGUCUUCUCGCGCUAUAGCAAGGCACGAGGCAAUCCCACCCUAUACAUAUGCGGUACAGACGAGUACGGCACGGCGACAGAGACCAAGGCGAUCGAAGAAGGGGUCACGCCAGAGCAACUAUGCGACAAGUACAACAAGCUGCACAAGGAGGUCUACGACUGGUUCGAGAUCGCAUUCGACCACUUCGGCAGAACACCGACUCAACAGCAGACCGACAUAGCACAAGAUAUCUUCACAAAGCUGCACAAGAAUGGAUACUUGGAAGAGCGGACUACAACUCAGCCAUACUGCACAAAGCACGACGGCUUCUUGGCGGACAGAUUCGUGGAGGGUGAGUGUCCAUUGUGUGGCUACAACGAUGCAAGAGGAGAUCAAUGUGACAAGUGCGGGCAUCUACUCGACCCGCUCGACCUCAAGAACCCACGAUGUAAGCUAGAUGGCGCCACACCAGAAGCACGCGAGACGAAGCAUGCCUUCCUUCUGCUCAACAAGCUGCAAGAUCAAGUCAAUGCCUGGUCCGCCGAGAGCCACAAGAAUGGUGUCUGGAGUGACAACGGCAUUAACAUCACCAACGCUUGGCUCAAGGAAGGUCUCAAGCCCCGAGGUAUCACUCGUGAUCUCAAAUGGGGUACUCCAGUACCACUCCCUGGCUACGACGACAAGGUCAUGUACGUGUGGUUUGAUGCUUGCAUCGGCUAUGUCAGUAUCACUGCGACAUACACUGAGCACUGGGAGAAAUGGUGGCGCAACCCAGAGAACGUCCAGCUUUAUCAGUUCAUGGGCAAAGACAACGUUCCCUUUCACACCGUCGUCUUUCCAUGCUCGCAGCUCGGCACUGGCGACAAAUGGACCAUGCUGAACACCCUCUCGACUACAGAAUAUCUCAACUACGAGCAUGGCAAGUUCAGCAAAUCGCGUAACAUUGGUGUAUUUGGCAAUAGCGCCAAGGCUACCGGUGUAUCUGCCGACAUCUGGCGAUACUUCCUACUUUUGCGCAGACCAGAAACUUCGGACACCGAAUUUGAAUGGGACAGCUUUGUAGCAGCCAACAACAACGAGUUGCUAAACAACUUCGGAAACUUGGUGAAUCGCGUGUUGAAGUUCGUCAACAACCCUGCUACCUACGACAGCAACGUCCCAGCCUGGCCAAAGGACUCAUUACCCUCUGAGAUCAAUGACCAGCUCAAGCAGCAUAUUGCUGAUACUAAUGCGAAAUUGAAGGAGUAUGUGAAGGAGAUGGACGCCGUGCAUCUCAAGGGUGGUCUUGUGACCGCACGCGAAUUCUCCUCGCUAGGGAACGGUCUCCUGCAAGCCAACAAGAUCGACAACAACCUCUUCAAGAACGAGCGCGCUCGCUGCGACGCAGUCGUCAAUCUUGCUGUACAGCACAUUCAUCUUCUCGCCUCCAUCAUCGCGCCAUACAUGCCAGCUACCGCACGCUCCAUUCUCAGCCAAUUGCAGGCAGAGCUCCUCAUCAUCCCUGAUGAGUGGACUGCCGAGUCAAUUCCAGCUGGACACAAGAUUGGCAAAGCGGAGCACUUGUUCAAGAUGAUCAAGCCGGAAAAGGCGCAGGAGUGGAAGGAGAUGUUUGGUGGCGACGAACUAAAGAAGGCCAAGGAGGAAGAAACCAAGAAGAAGGCAGCCCGCAAGGCAGAAAAAGACGCCAAAAAGGCGAAGAAAGCCGCAGAGCGUGCCAAGGCCACUGGCGACCUUGAAGGCAAGAGCGUUGAGGCCGUGGAGAAGGACGGCGCGGAGACGAAUCCUAAGGCUGGUGAUGCUGUGGAGGAAGUCACGGAAGGUGUGAGACAAGCUGCACUGCAGACUUCUUAG